Messenger RNA from Sorex araneus (European shrew), 3817 nucleotides. RefSeq names its product transmembrane protein 65 (gene TMEM65). Gene Ontology annotation, biological process: regulation of cardiac conduction; cardiac ventricle development. Lineage: Eukaryota; Metazoa; Chordata; Mammalia; Eulipotyphla; Soricidae. The transcript has 7 exons. The record is from RefSeq and is a predicted model, not a curated record. Gene Ontology annotation, cellular component: mitochondrion. The coding region runs from base 448 to 1161 and encodes 237 amino acids.
UACCGAGCGUCGGCGAGGGGGGAAGCGCGAGGGUGGGAAAGGCGGCGGGCGAGGAGGCGGCGCCCGGGGAGGAGGGCGGCGCGCGGCUGACUCAUCCCGCUGGAAGCGCAGACUGACAGACACGCAGCCUCGCCGGAGCCGCCCGCCCCGCCGCCCGGGAGGCGGCCGCCCGCACCCCGCAGCCUCCUCCCCGCCCGCUCUGCCCCGGGAGCUCUCCCGGCCCCGCCGCCUCCGAGAAAAGUUUUCCCCGGGUCCGAGGGGCCGGAGCGGCCGCGGGCGCGUGGGCGAGGGCCGGCCGGGGCUGGGGGCGCGCGGGCCCGGCCAGUGCAUGGUGCCCGGCGCCGCGGCUGCCAGCCGGGAGGACCUCGGGGCGCGGUCGGGCUGAGCGCCGGCGCCGUCUCGCUCCGCUCCGCUCCGCCGUCCCGGCCCGCCGCGGCGCCCCCCGUCAUGUCCCGGCUGCUGCCGCUGCUCCGGAGCCGGAGCGCGCGCAGCCUGAGGCCCGGCCCGGCCGCCGCGCCCCGGCCGGCGCCGGCGCCCUGGGGCUGCUGCGGGCGGGGGCUGCUGGCGCCGCUGGCGGCCCCGGGCGGGCCCCGGGGGCUGGGCACGCACCCCAAGAAGGAGCCCAUGGAGGCGCUGAACACGGCGCAGGGCGCGCGCGACUUCAUCUACAGCCUGCACUCCACCGAGAGGAGCUGCCUGCUCAAGGAGCUGCACCGCUUCGAGUCCAUUGCCAUCGCGCAAGAAAAAUUGGAAGCGGCCCCACCCACCCCAGGACAGCUGAGAUAUGUAUUCAUCCAUAAUGCGAUACCUUUCAUAGGGUUUGGCUUUUUGGAUAAUGCAAUUAUGAUUGUUGCAGGAACUCAUAUUGAGAUAUCUAUUGGAAUUGUUUUGGGAAUUUCAACUAUGGCAGCUGCUGCUUUGGGAAAUCUUGUGUCAGAUUUAGCUGGACUUGGACUCGCAGGCUAUGUUGAAGCUUUGGCUUCCAGGUUAGGCCUGUCAAUUCCUGAUCUCACACCAAAGCAAGUUGACAUGUGGCAAACACGUGUUAGUACACAUUUGGGCAAAGCUGGUGGGGUAACAAUUGGCUGUAUUCUAGGAAUGUUUCCUUUGCUUUUCCUUGGAGGAGGUGAAGAAGAUGAAAAACUGGAAAAGGAAAAUUAAUCCUUUUAGAAUACCUAUUAAAAAUGAUGUAAACUAAUGUACCUCAAUUAUUAAUCAUGCUGUCAGCAACAUUUAGGAAUUAAGACAGUAACAGUGUAUAGACAUGGGAUCAAAUAAUUCAGCAUGUAUUAUGGAAAACACUAACUUAUUGUGACUUGGUUUUCUUAGGACAUCUUUUUUAGAAAACUGUUAUCAUUUUGUGUAAAUUGUUGAAAUGCUUUUUCAUCAAUGGCAAUCAACAUUUUACUCUUUUCUUGAUAUAUCAAAAUGUCAUUUAGUAUCAGUCAUUGAGUACUGUACUGAUUUGGGGUUCGCUUAUUUGUUAACUUACUGUGUACUUGCAUGCUAGCAUUUUCUGUUGUUAUUGUUGUUCCCUGAAAUUGCAAUUCUAUCUUAACAUUUUUUUUCCAGAUUACUUAAGCUAUUUAAUAUCUGUUAGAUAUUUUUUUAAAACUUUUUGGCAACAUCACUUUUGUACUGUUUCACAUAAAAUAUUUACAAUCAUAAUUUUAGUCAUUUUUUUAAUCACCUCUAUUUAAAACAAAUGCAGAUUUUACAUAUUUUGAAUAUCUGUUACUCACUUUAGUUUUUUUCUGCUUUACUGUUUCAUAACCAGAGUAUAUGAGUGAGCAGUUAUGUAGACUUGUUGCUACAUAAAACCAUACCUGUUAACAACUGUAUUAUUCUGAGUUGAACUUAUUUUAACCAUUAAUUUUUCAUUUUGAAUAAUUUACAUGACUUCUGAGGAGAACGAAAUGAAUGUUUCAGUAGAGUGAGAGAUUUGACAUGAAACUUGAAAAUUAAGAGGCAAAAAAUUAUUUUUUUUUAGGGAAGUAGAUAACAGAAAUUGUAGAGAAGGUUUUAAGUGAAGUUCAAGUGGUUUUAAUUAGGUUAACAAGAUACAAAUUGGCAGGAAUUUUCUUCCAGAGUAUCUCCUGUGAAUUGAAUGAGUCUGAGUGCUCCAUGCUCAUAAUCCUGAUGUCAUUGUAACUUGACUAGUGAAUUUUAUUUCUUUUUUGGAUACUUAUUUUGAGGUGAAAACUAAAUGCUUUACAUUUACAUUUAGCUUUUUUUCUUUUUAAGGUCUAGUAGUCAGAAGUAUAUGAGGAGGAAUCUCCUUUCUUGGGGUCUUUUUUCCCCUUUUUUGUGGUGUUAAAAUUGUAUUGUAGUCUGAAGUUACUCAUUUUCAGUUUUGUUCUGAUUAAGUAAACCAUGCAUGAAAGUCAUUAAUUUCCAUGUUAUGAAUCCCAAUAUUUGUUAACAUGUGCUUGUUCAUAUGUGAUAAAAUUUUCUUUGUAAGGGUAAACACAUAAAGGAGAAAAGCUAAAAUUAAAAUCAAUAUUUUGGCUAUUAAAAUUGUUGGAUUACUAAACAAUUACAAAAAACACACAAAAAAGGGAGACUUCUAGAGCUACCAAUUGUAAAAUCUUAUUUGCACAUAUUUACCCAAACUCUUAUUUUUAGAGAACCUGUUUUCCGCGACAGGACAAUUUAUUAUUAGUUCUCUUCUGUAUACUUUAAAAUAGCUUACUGCUUUCCUUUAGUCAUUGAGAAUUGAAGGAAUAAAAGAAAAUAAACCCCACAGCAUAAAAAAAAAAUGUAAAAUUCUUAUAAAGAUAAUACAACUUUAUAAGUUAACCAAGUUAGAAUUAUGAAACUUGGCAUCUUAAACAGAAUUGUGAUUUGUAACUUUCACAAAAUAUUGCAUACACCAAAAAAACCUUUUUUUAUUUUUUUAAUAAGUUUAGAAAGUUUGUUUAAAAAUAUUAUUUUGGCAAAUGUUUAAAUGCUAUGCUUUUCCCUUCUAACUUAAAUAUGAGUACUUUCUGUUUUCUAAAAAAGUAUUUUUGAGGUGCUUAAAUUUUCUUCCAAUUAAUUAAAUCCCACAUACAGAAACCUUGCCUCUUCCUUUAAUUUUAGAAAUGACUUUGGUAGUUACUUUUCUUUUUUAUGCUCUUAAAAAUAAUCAAGACCUAUAGAAUCUUUCAUUUUAGGGGAAUGUCUACAGGUUUAUUUAAGGUUUUAAAACAUUGAACAUGUAACCUUCAAAUUGAAAGAUACUUUAAUUUAUGGGUAUAAUAAAAUUUUUGAAUUAGUUGGAUCAUCACUAUUUAAGAAAAGGAGAAAUUUUAUUUAUUGUUAGUCUAAGAAUACAUUCCCCCCCCCCCCCCACACAGUCUAAUAUACACUGGUAUGGUACCUUUCAGCUAAAUGAUUUCUAAAAGAUGGUUCCCUUGAAGAUAAUGAUUUCACAUAAUCACUGUUUCAUGUUACUUAUCACAAAGAACUUUAUUUCAAUUUGGAUCUAGAAUUUUUAUUUCUAUUAUACCUAUUUAUUUAUUGGGAGCACUAUAACUAUGGCUAAAUGCAACAUGAGCUACUUUAUUACUGUUUGUUUAAAAUCCAUGUUGUCCAUUUACUAUGAUUUCUUAACUUGUUGAUGCAUGUAAUUGGGUGCAUUUUGUUGCCACUGUACGUUAAAAUGGUGACCAAUGUUUUUACAGAGGAAUUGAACAAAAAAAAAAUAUCUUUUAAGAAAUUUGGAAUGUGUUUUUAAUUUUGAAAUUUGAUUUUCUUCCCAAUGUCAGAAGGCCCUGGUAAUUCUGUUGAUAAAGACAUAGAUUUAAUAAAUGCAGAUUUUUUUUUUAUAGAGUCA